Messenger RNA from Chelonia mydas (Green sea turtle), 2389 nucleotides. RefSeq names its product butyrophilin subfamily 3 member A3-like. Lineage: Eukaryota; Metazoa; Chordata; Testudines; Cheloniidae. The transcript has 10 exons. The record is from RefSeq and is a predicted model, not a curated record. The coding region runs from base 322 to 1758 and encodes 478 amino acids. Gene Ontology annotation, molecular function: protein binding.
UUCUCAGACUCCGCCCGGGGUUGCAAUUGCCGCCAUUUCCGAGUCCCUCUGGUACUUUCACUUUCACACUCGGUAAAUGCUGCCAGAGGACGGUACGUUUAUCCCUGUGGAACGACAGGAUUUUUUUUAAAACUUGCUAGAAAAGGCGGUGAUCAAACGGCAGCUAUUUGAUACCCAGAAGUAGCCGGGCAUCUUGAUGAAAUGAAAUAACUUAUAGUUUGAGGACUAUCUCGACAAAGGCUGAGGCUUUCGGAAGGACAGACCGCCCCCUACGCGCCAUGACCCGUCUCCGGAGGAUCCAUCCGAUCACGUUACACUGAGAUGAAAGGUCUUUCAAUCUGCCACAGCUCCACAGCCAGCUCCUCCCUACCUGGUUUCAUCAUUUUCUUCAUUACAUUUUGUGUUCACAAGCUGGAAUCAGCUCGGUUCACAGUGAUUGGACCUGAUCACCCUGUCACUGCCAUUGUGGGUGAGGACAUUGUGUUACCCUGUCACCUGUUCCCCAGGAUGAGCGCAGAGAACAUGGAGGUGAGAUGGUUCCGAUCUGAGUUCACUUCAGUUGUGCACCUGUAUCAGCAUGGGAAGGAUGAGUAUGGGCAGCAGAUGCCAGAAUAUCAUGAAAGGACGGAGCUUUUGAAAGCCGGCAUCAUGGUUGGAAAUGUUGCCUUGGGGAUUGUGAAUGUCAGACCCUCUGAUGAAGGACAGUACCACUGUUUUGUUCAAGAUGGUAUCUUUAAUGAAGAAGCUGUAUUGGAACUGAAGGUAGAAGCUUCAGGCUCUGCACCUCAAAUCUCUGUUGAGGGUUAUCAGGAUGGAGGGAUCCGAAUAGUGUGUCAGUUGGCUGGAUGGUACCCAGAGCCCGAGGUGCUGUGGAGAGAUCGCAGAGGGCAGCUUUUAUCUCCCUCGACUGAAACAAAAUCCCAAGAUGGACGUGGGCUCUUUGAAAUAAAAAGUUCUAUCAUUAUAACAGAAAAUUCAAACCAGAAUUUAGCCUGUUCGAUAAGGAACGCUUACUUCAGCCUAGAAGAGGAACCCUCAACUUUUUAUAUAUCAGAUUUCUUUUUCCCAAGAAUGUCUCCUUGGCCGGUGGUUUGGAGUGUGACUCUGGUGAUUUCGUUGGUGUUCGUCAGCCUUACUCUUUUUCUGCUCAAAUUAAGAGGGAAACAUCUCAACACUAUCAGUAAACUUCAAGUAGACCUAGAGUGGAGGAGAUCCCUAAGCGAUGUAGUGAGAGCGAAUGUGACUCUGGAUCCAGACACGGCUCAUCCCUACCUCGUCCUGUCUGAGGGUGGGAAAAGUGUGAGAUGGGGAGACAUAGAGGAGGAUCUGCCCGGCAACCCUGAGAGAUUUGACUAUUGGGAAUGUGUGCUGGGCUGUGGGGGAUUCACCGCGGGGAGACAUUGCUGGGAGGUGGAGGUGGGGGGUGAAGGAUACUGGGCUGUGGGGGUGGCCAGAGAGUCUGUGGGGAGGAAGGGAGAUAUCAGCCGUAGCCCUGAGGGGGGGAUCUGGGCUGUGGGGUGGGACUGGUGGGAGGGUCAGUUCCGGGCUCUCACCUCCCCUGUGACCCUCCUGCCCCGGCGCCGGGCCCCCAGCAGGAUCCGGGUUUGUCUGGACUGUGACCGGGGUCAGGUGACAUUUAUCGAUGCUGGUGACGAGGCCCCGAUCUUCACUUUCCCGCCGGGCUCCGUCCCUGGGGAGAGAAUCCGCCCCUGGCUCGGGGUGUGGGAUACAGACACCUGGCUCCGACUGUGUCCCUGAGACCCACCGCAGAGGGGGAGCCGGAAAUCAGCCUCUCUAGCCUCACGGACCCCCGUCUCUAUGACCUUGGAAGACUCCCAUCGACCCAACCCCUGGCCUCUCACCUCUAUGACCCCUGGAGGCGCCUCCCCCUCCCUCCCUGCAGCCCCAGGGAUGGGAGGGGGAGGGGGAGGAGCCCCUGGGGCUGCAGGAGGGGCAGAGGGGCCCUGAGGGGCAGAGGUGGGGGCUGGGCAGGGACCCAGCAUGAAUCAAUGAGGGUUUGGGGGGUUGGGGAGAAGCAGCAGCAGCAGGGAGCGGUUUGUACAGAUGUGUCCUUAGAUCCCAUUGGGGUCUCCCAGCCUGGGAUCAGCAAUUGGGGAAGGGAUAAAAUCAGGGAAAGAAGAGAGCAGCCAAGGGGGAUGAUCUGUGACAGGGAGGAGAGACACAGGAAAAUAACCAGGGCUGGAAAGUGAGGGCUAGAACAAUAAUGAAUAGAAAAGGAGAGUAGGAAAGGAAAGGGAAUGUGGGCAGGACGGGGAGAUUUAUGACAUGUUGCUAAAAGUGAGACUGUCACUCAUUAAUUCCCUAUAUUAAUUCCUGGCCAUUGGUGCUAUUUUAGUGCCAUAAAGAAAACUUUCAGAGUAACAGCCGU